AUGGCACCUUCCAAAACCCCCGACUUCCCCGAGGAGGUAUGGCGUCUAAUCAUCCAACACGGAGUUACCAUAACGGCAACCUCAGAUUACCGCACAUGGGACUGCUACCACUCCGACGAGGUAAACGACCAGCUCCGCUACGAUCCAACCACCCAGUUCAACCACCAGCGCUUGAGGAGGGACUACAACGCCAUGCUCAACCUCUCGCAGACAUGCCGUUUUUUUCACGACCUUGUCGCCGACGAGCUAUACCAGUACAUCGUGCUCUGCGACGACCACGGCAUCAAGCGUGAAAAGUUAGCACUCUUGUUACGAACCUUGCUUGAGCGCCCCGAGAUCCGCGACCGGGUCAAGCAUAUCACGAUGGUACCCUGGUUUGGUGGAAAUGAGCCAGAGCCGUGCGCAACCGCCCUUCGGCUGAUGGGGAGGGGGGCACGACCUGUUGAUUACCAACAGGCCUUUACCUUUUUGAAAGGAAAGGAUAUCAAGAAAAUGGAUAUGCAAGCCCAGGGCAUCAUCGACACCGCUGGUCUUGAGCUCGCCAACCUGCCCAUUAAUCGUAGGGUAAAGAAGUCGACAGCGUGGCUUGAGAGGGCGCUUGCCGCGUUGGUCUGCCUAUCGACUGGCCUUCGAAGCCUGUCGAUUCAGGAUCCUCCCCCAGCAUCUGGCUGGAAAUCGGCGUGGAUGUGGUCGUUCGAUGUAGACGGGUUCGAACGCGUCAUUCGUAAUAUCCGGGAUCUCCCUACUUCACAGGGAAAGAUUUUUCAGAAGCUGGAAGCGGUUUCCGUCUUGACGACAAGGUCCAAAAACGAUUCCAAGGAGGCGUUCACCGUCUAUUCCUCUCCGCGCCUGACUGGCUUUCAAGCGCUUGGGUUCCUCAGCAUGAAGGACUGGCAUCGCUUGGCUGACUUCCGGUCAAUUUUGGUCCACCUGGAUAUCGGUCACCUCUACCCACAGUUGUUCCAUGUUAGAUGGAUUGGCCUCGACAAGCCCAACCCGGCUCGGGCCCGCGAAGCCGCGCAGUUUAGACGUAUUUUGUCGACAUUCAAUCGACUCAAAUUUCUACGAAUCUCUUAUACUCUCCUUAUCGGCCACCUGGAAGAGGAGACCAAGAGAUUUGGAGACAUGAUAUCCGAACUCCUUCCUCAGUCCGUCGAAGAUUUCCAGAUAGCGGUCUUUAACCACGGGGUAGAUACCUGGAUUGAGCGACCAAACAUCGACAUGUCCGUCAAGUGUUUUUUCCAGGGUCUUGGGUCAUGGACAUGGGAGCUGGAGCAGAAAGGAUACUGGUUUAACUUUCGCGCCACACACCGUGAUCUCCGGAAAUUUGGUAUAUUGGUCCACCAGAAGGGCAAUUCCCGGGACCAAUCCGAAUUCUGGAUAACUAGACGGUCGAUCAACUUGAAGAGGCUCCGGACAUGGCUAGCUUCAGGGGAUAACUAUAUGGAUCCCAGCGAACCAUACCACGCGUAUCUCGAAUAUGUCGGGUAUCCCAGUGAUCGCGAGGAUGACGAGGAAGAUGCGACGGAUAACGCUACGUACGAUGGCUAUUGCCCCCGUGGAACUCUACAAACCCUACAGGCCCAAUUGGAGCAACUAGGGGUGGACUUCCAGGUUUCUACCUUCCAACCUCCGAUGUUUCGUAGAGGUAGUGACGAAUUGCCUGGCGGGUCGGAGGGAUAUGUGCGCCGGCUCAUAUGA
Messenger RNA from Neurospora tetraspora, 1701 nucleotides. RefSeq lists its product as uncharacterized. The transcript is spliced from 2 exons. Bases 1 to 1701 code for a protein of 566 amino acids. The record is from RefSeq and is a predicted model, not a curated record. NCBI's taxonomy places the organism in Eukaryota, Fungi, Ascomycota, Sordariomycetes, Sordariales, Sordariaceae.